AUGGAGCACGUCCGUGCCACCGAUUCAACGGUUCAGUCCAUUUACCGUGCGGUAACUUCCAUUCCGGGCUCUCAUCUUGUCAUUUCCUACAUCAAGAAUUCAUACCAACAUGAUCCCUUCCGCAUCGUCCUGGAACUAUUCUUGGUGUUUUUCGCUCUCAAAUACAUGCUCUCUAAGAAAUACAAACCUCACGAUAAUGCAGUCAAGCUCACGGAAAAGGAAGUCGAUGAAUUAGUGGAAGAAUGGCAAGCGGAACCGUUGGUUCCCAAACUCAACUCGUUUGACAAGUUCAAUCUGGAAACCACACCGGUCAUUGUGGGUGCUCAAGCGGCCAAGGCCAAAGUCCAGGGAUAUACCAAACCGUUGAUGAACCUCGCUACCACCAAUUACCUGAAUCUGGUCGAAUCGGAAUCCAUCCGUGAAAAGGCCAUUGCCACACUGAAAAGCUACGGUGUCGGCUCCUGUGGCCCUCCCGGCUUUUACGGAACCAUUGACGUGCAUAUGGACUUGGAACGCGACAUUGCCCGGUUCUUGGGCACAGACGAAGCCAUUCUUUACUCUCAAGGAUUCUCUACCAUUUCUUCCGUCAUUCCCGCUUUCUCCAAGCGUGGCGAUUUGUUGGUCGUGGAUGAAGGCGUUAAUUUUGCAGUUCAAAAAGGUGUCCAAAUCUCUCGUUCCAAUGUCCGCUGGUUCAAACAUAAUGAUGUGGCCGACCUCGAACGUGUACUUCGUGACAUCCAAACCGAUCAACUCACCCGUCCGUUGACACGCCGUUUCAUUGUCACUGAAGGUCUUUUUGCUAACCAUGGCGAUAUUGUGAACUUGCCAAAAGUGGUCGAAUUGAAAAAGAAGUUCAAGUAUCGUCUUAUUGUUGAUGAAACUCAAUCCUUUGGUGUCAUUGGUCGCCGUGGUGCGGGUGUGACAGAUUAUUAUGAUGUCGAUGCAAAGGAGGUGGAUAUCAUUGUGGGCUCUUUGUCUACGGCACUUUGUGCUUCGGGUGGUUUCUGUGCUGGCAAUAUGGAAAUUGUGGAUCAUCAGCGUCUUUCCGGUAGUGCUUAUUGUUUCUCUGCAUCGAUGCCGGCCAUGUUGGCAGUUUCGGCUUCGGAAGCGAUCAAGAUCAUUGGUCAGCAACCUCAAUUGAUCCAAGAGCUCGUGGACCGUGCACGAUCGUUCCGUCAAAUCCUUUCGCACAAGUCAUUGGAGCCCUACGUUCAGUUAUAUUCCGGCGACGCACAGUCCCCCGCUCCAUUUUUCCACAUUCGUGUCAAGGAGUCGUUUUUGGAUAGUCAACAUUCGGCGAUUUCUCGCGAAGAUGAAGAACGAUUGCUCCAAGCCGUGGUGGACGAGUGUGCUUAUCAAGGUCUGCUGAUCACUCGUGCGAAAUACGUAUAUGAUCAGGAACGAGUGUGUCCCCGGCCUAGUAUUAAGGUCUUUAUCACGACUGGUCUGUCCAAGAAGGAAAAUGACAAGGCGGCAAACACCGUCAAGUCCGCCAUCACCAAGGUCUUUUCCAAGUGGCGAAAAUAG
Radiomyces spectabilis is the source of this 1527-nucleotide messenger RNA. Its product is annotated as pyridoxal phosphate-dependent transferase. Gene Ontology annotation, cellular component: endoplasmic reticulum. The transcript has 6 exons. Gene Ontology annotation, biological process: sphingosine biosynthetic process; ceramide biosynthetic process. Gene Ontology annotation, molecular function: serine C-palmitoyltransferase activity; pyridoxal phosphate binding. NCBI's taxonomy places the organism in Eukaryota, Fungi, Mucoromycota, Mucoromycetes, Mucorales, Radiomycetaceae. Bases 1 to 1527 code for a protein of 508 amino acids. The record is from RefSeq and is a predicted model, not a curated record.